AUGAAGAGAUUAAUAGAGAAGAACUGUACAUGGGACUUAGUCCUUUUGCCUUUAGGGAAAAAAGUGGUUGGCUACAAGUGGGUAUAUACUCCUAAGUAUAAAGCUGAUAGAACAUUGGAAAGAUACAAAGCAAGGCUGGUAGCUAAAGGUUAUUCACAAUCUUAUGAAAUUGAUUAUUUUGAGACAUUUGCCCAUGUUGCAGAGCUGAAUACCAUCCAGAUACUUAUAGCAUUGGCAGUAAAUCUAGGAUGGGAAAUGCAUCAGUUUGAUGUGAAGAAUGCAUUUCUUCACAGAAAUUGGAGGAAGAAGUAUAUAUGA
Molecule: messenger RNA, 318 nt
Organism: Spirodela intermedia
Lineage: Eukaryota; Viridiplantae; Streptophyta; Magnoliopsida; Alismatales; Araceae
Source: the annotation of a GenBank genome assembly